CACACAUAUAUUAUAAAAUAGUAUCUAUAUACUUAAUGGCAACUAGCAAACUAGUCAUGAAACUCCUCUACAUCCUCCUCAUCCUAUUCACCUUCACCGUAUCUCCGGCGAUCUCAACGGCUCCGGAAGGUUGCGACAGCGGCUCGGACAACCCGUGUGUCGACAAAGCUAAGGCUUUACCACUCAAAAUCGUAGCCAUUGCAGCCAUCCUUACAACAAGUUUGAUAGGCGUAAUGGCCCCUCUUUUCAGCCGUCACAUUUCGUUCCUCCGUCCUGAAGGCAACGGUUUCAUGAUCGUGAAAUGUUUUUCUUCCGGAAUCAUCCUCGGGACCGGUUUUAUGCACGUCUUGCCCGACUCUUUUGAGAUGUUGUCAUCGAACUGUCUUAGUGAUGAUCCGUGGCAUAAGUUCCCUUUCGCGGGAUUUGUCGCUAUGUUGUCCGGUCUAGUCACUCUAGCCAUUGACUCCAUUACCACCAGCCUCUAUACCGGAAAAAACGUGGUCGGACCAGUGCCUGACGAGUAUGUUUUUGAUCAGGAGAAGUCGACUGCUCGCAUUGUAGGCCACAACCACAGUCACGGUCAUGGUGUCGUGCUAGCAACUAAAGAUGAUGGAUCUUCCGAUCCACAGCUUUUGCGGUACCGUGUCAUUGCCAUGGUGUUGGAACUUGGGAUUUUAUUUCAUUCUGUGGUCAUUGGACUAUCUCUAGGAGCAACUAAUGAUGCAUGUACCAUUAAAGGACUCAUCAUAGCUCUUUGCUUCCAUCACUUGUUCGAAGGCAUGGGUCUCGGUGGCUGCAUCCUCCAGGCGGAUUUUGCAAAUGUGAAGAAGUUCUUGAUGGCAUUCUUAUUCGCUGGAACAACACCUUGUGGUAUCUUUUUCGGAAUAGCAUUGUCGAGUAUUUAUAGAGAUAACAGUCCAACGGCGUUGAUUACGACUGGACUGUUAAAUGCUUGUUCGGCCGGAAUGCUCAUCUACAUGGCUCUGGUCGACCUUUUAGCUACCGAGUUCAUGGGAUCGAUGCUCCAAGGUAGCAUCAAACUUCAGAUCAAGUGCUUCAUGGCGGCUUUGCUCGGCUGCGCCGUAAUGUCGGUCGUCGCCAAGUGGGCUUGAACACUAAGGUCUUAAUUAUCAACAUUAUUAAUCAGUUAUUUGAUUUAUUCUUCAAGGCGAAAACUCAUUCGCCUUUGUAGAUCUGAGAGUUUGUUUUUUAAUAUGACUCAUACUUUUAAUUUGUAUAUUUGAGAAACUCACAUGGCAUUAUGACAUUGUAAGAGUUUAAACAUUUAUUUGUGAAAUUGUAAAUUUAUUUUUAUAAGAAUGUGAUGUUUACUUUAC
Messenger RNA from Thlaspi arvense, 1337 nucleotides. Lineage: Eukaryota; Viridiplantae; Streptophyta; Magnoliopsida; Brassicales; Brassicaceae. The record is from the annotation of a GenBank genome assembly.